This is a messenger RNA of Brassica napus (rape), 2680 nucleotides long. Its product is annotated as putative F-box protein At3g23260. Lineage: Eukaryota; Viridiplantae; Streptophyta; Magnoliopsida; Brassicales; Brassicaceae. The transcript has a single exon. The record is from RefSeq and is a predicted model, not a curated record. The coding region runs from base 248 to 1381 and encodes 377 amino acids. Gene Ontology annotation, molecular function: protein binding.
UUUUCAUCUUUGUUUAAGAAUAGUUUUUUAAAGAUAGGAAAAUUUUCUUUUAACGGCACCCCCAAGUUUUAGAUAUGUUUGCAAAUAUGUUAAAUUUUCUUUUUGAGUUAAAUUAUCUUUAAAGAUAGGAAACCUAUUCAUAUUGGGAAUUUAGGUCCUUCUCGGUUGUAGGUUAAUAAAUACUCUUUCUCUCACCCCCCAUCCCUGGCUCGCGUAUUAAAGAUUUUGAUUGAAUCACACAAUAGCUAUGGAGUGGAGAAACCUUCCAACGGAUUUGGUAGAGAAUAUACUCUCUAGGAUUCCAGCUAUGACUCUGGCAAGAUUUCGAUCAACAUCAAAACAAUGGAGCGCUAUAUUGAAAUCCACUAGCUUUGCUAAGAUGCACACUGCCAAAGCACCAAAGAGGGAGGAUGAGUCUCUGAACAUCAUGUUGAUUGAUUCUAAUGUUUUCCAAGUAAGGAUCAGUCUCGGUGCUCCAUAUGUUAAGGUUGCAGAUAAUCCAUUCUACCUUAAAGACCCCCUUUCUAAUUCUUCACAAGUUGGUGUACUUAAUGUCUUUCACUGCAACGGCUUGUUGCUAUGCACCACAAAGGACAAGAGACUCGUGGUUUGGAAUCCAUGUUCAGGGGAAACCACGUGGAUUAAACCUAGAGUCAUCUACAGAGAAUCAGACUACUAUGCUCUCGGUUACACUUACGACAGCAAAUCAUCCAGCAACCAAUAUAAAAUCUUGAGGGUGGAUCGUCAUAAAGAUGUACCACCUAAUAAUGAGUACGAGAUUUAUGACUUCACCUCUAACACUUGGAGAAUUCUUGGGGUUGCUACUGAUUGGUUUUUAGCACUAUAUCGUCGUGGCAUAUCAGUGAAGGGAAAUACUUUUUGGAUUGCUACUCAAGCAUGGAGUCCACAUAACAAUUUCUUACUUAGUUUUGAUUUUUCAGCAGAGAUGUUUCAAAGUCUAUCUCUUCCUCGUCCGUUUCCGUAUAGUAUAUUGGCUUUAUCUGUGGUUAGAGAAGAGCAACUUUGUCUCUUAUCUUUAACGAAUGAAGAGUUACAAGUGUGUGUGACAACUAGUACCGGAUCAUGGAGUCAGCUCCUAGAUGUGACCUUUGAAUAUGAGAUAAGUAGUAGUCAGUUUUCUAAAGGGAUGAGUUUCCUGGCAGACAAGCAGAGCAAGGUUGUAAGGUGUUUGAACUCCGACAACGUCUUAUCCACUGUGCAAGAAAAUAAAGACAUACAAGUGAAUCGGCUUGGAAGAGGCAAAAGGGAAAGCAUCACGCAUGAUAAUUUUGAGUCUAGCUCAGUUCUUCUGAAUUAUGCUCCAAGUUUAACUCAAACCCAACAAGAUUAUACACGCAAAAGGAAAUCACCAAGUACGUGACUUGUGAUUGUCACACUAUGUUGUUUUGUUUUUGAGUUUCUCUUUCCUUCUAUGUUGUUUUGUUUUUGAGUUUUUUCUAGGACUUGUCAAAUUUUUCGUUCCAUCUAUCUACAAAUAUCUUUAGAUUCAAACCAGUUUAUGUUUUGUGUUAUGUUUUUCCUCGAAUCAUAUAGUUCUGGAUGAAUUCCUUUCAACGUGUAUUGUGUUUGCUCAAAUUGCAACCCCUUAAUUACACGAAACUGAUGAUUUCAUCGUUUGUUAUGGUAAUUAUAGUUGUUUUUUUUUUUUUCAGUCUAACUAAUAUAACUGGAACAUUCUAUUGGUGAGCUAUUAAAUGUUUGAGUUGUAUUUUUUUUUUUGGUGCUUGCAUAAUAGACCUAACAAAAUUUGAGACCAACAUGGGAGGAUGAAAGGGUAGAUGAUUCCCAUUAGUUCAAUUUAUUUGGUAAUUCAACUUCAAGUAAAUUCUAACUUAAAAGUGAUCAUGCAUUUUCUUUUGAAUGAUCCACCAUGCAUAUUUACUGUUACUAUACACUACUUAGUACUAACUACUAACUGGUUCUUUUUGGCGGAGCGGGUAAAGAGACAUAGUCUGAGUAUUCUAUUUAAACAUCUUUCUUUUUUUUUGCUAAAUUAAAUUUUAAAAAUUUCAUCUGCAUGUUAUUCAGUUAUCAAAUUAACGGGAAUGAGAAGAUUUCAUAAAUUAAAACUUAGGCUUAUUUCUGAUAUCUAUGCCUAAUAAUUUAAUUUCCACAAUACACAAAGUGAAUUUUGCAUUCGUGUUCUUUAAUCUUGGAACAUAGAUAUUUAAUACCUGAAUCAUGGGUUUGAGACAUGUUCAAAUUUGAGGGUAUGAAACUAUAUGUUCAACUUGUUUUAAGAAAAAAAAAAAGGAUGUAAAAAAUAUGGUUCAUGUCUAAAUCCUUGUAAAUGGAUUCACAAGUGGGAAUGGUUCCAAGCCACAACCCACAAUGCAAAUACCUUGUUGGAACCGUACGAUCACAAAGCUAAAACAUUCUCAACAUUUUUCAUAGAAGGAAUUAUUCUUAAAAGUCUAGAGAUGCAUCGUAUAGUCUUUUUAGAAAUGCAUACGUGGGGGUUGGUCAGUUGUUCUGCUCCAUGUUAGCUACACGUGUUUCACAAGCCUCUUUCUCCCUCGUCCAGUGCGCGAUCUGACCAGCGUUGGCAGCAGUGUCUGGACGCAAGGCGAGAGCGGUAGUCAGCUCCUGAAUUCUCUAUAAGACAGAUACCAAUAUAAGAUGAAAUGGAAGAAAAGAUAACCAGAAAAAUAAUGAAUAU